Messenger RNA from Tinamus guttatus (white-throated tinamou), 2277 nucleotides. Lineage: Eukaryota; Metazoa; Chordata; Aves; Tinamiformes; Tinamidae. The record is from RefSeq and is a predicted model, not a curated record.
GCCCCGCAGAGCAGCCAUGGAGGUGAUGAACAUGAUGGAGCAGCCCAUCAAGGUGACCGAGUGGCAGCAGACCUACACCUACGACUCGGGCAUCCACUCCGGCGUCAACACGCAGGUGCCCUCCCUUCAGCAGCGGUGCCUGGCCGACGAGGACGAGCUCUGCAGCAAGCAGUACACCAUCAAGAAGACCACGACGAGCUACUGCCAGGGAGGGGGCCAGGCCCAGAGCCAGGCGCAAGCCGACAUGGAGGCUCAGCUGGCCAUGACGCGGGCGCAGCGCGUGCGGGCCGCCAUGUACCCCGAGACGGUGGAGGAUCGCUCGCUGCUCAUCAGCACGCAGGAGGAGGGGCAGCAGACCAACGUGCAGCGCCUGGCCGAGCCCUCGCAGAUGCUGAAAUCUGCCAUCGUGCACCUCAUCAACUACCAGGACGACGCCGAGCUGGCCACGCGCGCCAUCCCGGAGCUCACCAAGCUGCUCAACGACGAGGACCCGGUGGUGGUCAGCAAAGCGGCCAUGAUUGUGAACCAGCUCUCCAAGAAGGAGGCGUCGCGCCGCGCGCUGAUGCAGUCGCCGCAGAUCGUGGCGGCCGUGGUGCGCACCAUGCAGAGCACCAGCGACCUCGACACGGCCCGCUGCACCACCAGCAUCCUGCACAACCUCUCGCACCACCGCGAGGGCCUGCUCUCCAUCUUCAAGUCCGGCGGCAUCCCGGCCCUAGUCAGGAUGCUCAGGUCCCCGCUCGCCGGGCGGGGCUUCUCCGCCAUCACCACCCUGCACAACCUGCUGCUCUACCAGGAAGGGGCGAAGAUGGCCGUGCGCCUGGCCGACGGCCUGCAGAAAAUGGUGCCGCUGCUCAACAAGAACAACCCCAAGUUCCUCGCCAUCACCACCGACUGCCUCCAGCUCCUCGCCUACGGGAACCAGGAGAGCAAGCUGAUUAUCUUGGCCAACGGAGGACCCCAGGCCCUGGUGCAGAUUAUGCGCAGCUACAACUACGAGAAGCUGCUCUGGACCACGAGCCGGGUGCUCAAGGUGCUGUCCGUGUGUCCCAGCAACAAGCCGGCCAUCGUGGAGGCCGGCGGCAUGCAGGCGCUGGGCAAGCACCUGACCAGCUCCAGCCCCCGCCUGGUGCAGAACUGCCUCUGGACCCUCAGGAACCUUUCCGACGUGGCCACCAAGCAGGAGGGCCUGGAUGGCGUCCUCAAGAUCCUGGUCAACCAGCUGAGCUCGGACGACGUGAACGUGCUGACGUGCGCCACCGGCACCCUCUCCAACCUGACCUGCAACAACAGCAAGAACAAGACCCUGGUGACGCAGUCCAACGGGGUGGAGGCCCUGAUCCACACCAUCCUGCGGGCGGGUGACAAGGAGGACAUCACCGUGUGCGCGCUGCGCCCCCUCCCCAGCCGGCACCCCGAGGCCGAGAUGGCGCAGAACUCGGUGCGGCUCAACUACGGCAUCCCCGCCAUCGUCAAGCUCCUCAACCAGCCCAACCAGUGGCCACUGGUCAAGGCUACUAUAGGUCUGAUCCGCAACCUGGCCCUGUGUCCGGCCAACCAUGCCCCGCUCCAGGAGGCCGCCGUGAUCCCGCGCCUGGUGCAGCUGCUGGUCAAGGCUCACCAGGACGCGCAGCGCCACGUCGCAGCCGGCACGCACGAGGCGCACACUGAUGGCGUGAAGAUGGAGGAGAUCGUGGAGGGCUGCACAGGAGCGCUGCACAUCUUGGCACGAGACCCCAUGAACCGGCUGGAGAUCUUCCGGCUCAACACGAUCCCUCUCUUCGUGCAGCUCCUGUACUCGCCAGUGGAGAACAUCCAGCGCGUGGCGGCCGGCGUGCUGUGCGAGCUGGCCCAGGACAAGGAGGCGGCAGAUGCCAUUGAUGCCGAGGGGGCCUCGGCCCCGCUCAUGGAGCUGCUGCACUCCAGGAACGAGGGCACAGCCACCUACGCUGCCGCCGUGCUCUUCCGCAUCUCCGAGGACAAGAACCCCGACUACAGGAAGCGCGUGUCCGUGGAGCUCACCAACUCGCUCUUCAAGCACGACCCCGCAGCCUGGGAGGCGGCUCAGAGCAUGAUCCCCAUCAACGAGCCCUACUCGGACGAGCUGGACGCUGGCUACCGCCCCAUGUACUCGGGUGACAUCCCCCUGGACCCCAUCGACAUGCACAUGGACAUGGACGGCGACUACCCCAUGGACGCCUACAGCGACGGCGUGCGGGCGCCCUACCCUGACCACAUGCUCGCCUAACCCGCCUCCUAGGCCCCGCACCAGGUAUU